AUGAAGUUUGAGGGGCGCUUGGGGGAUCUGAGCGUCCCGGAUCUCAAUCUGGGCUACCAGAACAAGCUGCAGCCGCUUCGCUUCCGGCGUAGUGCCACGGCGGCAACCCUCACAGAUGAGGACAAGUUUGCCGUCCUGCUAGACAUGUGCGCCGGAGAUGCUUAUCAUGUGCUACAGGAUAAGUACCGGACGCGGUUGGAGACCAACGCGACCAACCGGGAGGCGACCGAGAAGGAGAACAGGAAGAUGGAGGUGAAGCUGGCCAAGAAGUGGCACGACGCGGCCAAGGUGGAGGGAGCAGAGCCGGGACCGGCCCCCUCCUGGCCACGUCUGGUUCCAGAGGGGGACCCUACUCUCAUGACGGACGCUUGGCAACUCCUGCAGGACACCUACCCUGAGCAAAGUGCUCACUCCCUGGCUAAAUACCUCGACUUCCAGUACGUCUCCAGCCGCAGCACCGCCGCCACCUUCCAUUUCCUGCGGGAACUCUGCCGCAAGAACGGGAAGGAGACAAAGGGGCGGGAGGUGACGGAGAAAGCCCUCAAGUCCCUGCGCCCGGAGAUCCGGAAGGCGCUGGAGGGCGACGUGCUGAACCCCCGGCGUCGCGACGACCGGAAGGGCAAGGGGAAGGGCAAGGGCAAGCAAGCCUUUGCCGCAACCGCUGCUCCGGCCAAGGGAGGAGAUUUCCCCUCGCCCUCCUACAACUGUGGCGAGACGGGGCACAUGAAGCAGGAUUGCAAGAAAAAGCCUAAGGGCGGGGGUGGCCCUGGCAGGAAGCCGGGGGCCUUCUGCGGCCACUGCAAGAAGCGGGACUCCCACACCGAGGACGAGUGCUGGGAGAAGCACCCCGACAAGCGGCCGGAGAAGUGGCGCCAGCCCCGGCCUGGCGGGGCGACGCGCCCCGCCUACGCUGCAGAGGAACCCAGGGGAGAGCGUCCCCCGGCUGAGGAGGAAGCCGCAGGAGCGGCGCCGCCCACAGCAACGGCGGCGGAGGAAGCCGAGGUACUGCGCAGCGGCCCGGCUCAGAGCCUUCCACCCAGCUUCGGGGAGUACCCCAUCACUGACCCCCGGUACCAGGGGUCGGAGGACCACGAGCAUGCUGGGAUGCAGCCCCACCUGCUGGACGAGCCCAAGGUGGGGCCUCAGCGAGAGGUCCGGGUUCACCGCCCGGAGCCCUUUGAGGUCGUCACCGGCAACGCCCACGUGGCUUGGGCCCGGGCAUGCUCUGUGCGGCUGGUCCAAGUCUCCCUUGGACAGCCUCUCCGGUGCAGAGGCGGGGCUGGCCCUAGGGCCAGCAAGAUUCCUGAAGCCGAGGAGGAGGAAAGAGUCUCCGGCGAGCCUGCUGAGGGGGAGGAGUCCGACGAUAAGGACAUGGCGGGGGUUGACGACGACCGGCAGAUGGAGCCGGUUGUCGAGCCAACUGAGGAGCAGCAGGCGGUACAUGUCAUCCCUAUCAAGUACCGCUACUACCCCCCGGCUCAACUUCCCUUGGGAGGGGAAGUUUACCUCAGCAACCACAUCGACCUCAUGGAGAAGAACUUCCGGAGGGACCCCACCAACCCGGAGGUGGACGGCCACUUGAACCCGGGAUGGCUCAAGACCCAGAGGUGGUUCCAGUUCAAGCGGGCAGAGCUCGAGGCCUACGUGCUGUGGCACGGCGGAUGGAUUGUGACGUACGAACGGCACAUCGAGCGCCGCGAGGCAGCCCAGCUGGCUGUGCGCCAGGUGGACCGGUACGUCCUGAGCGCCCUGGGCGCAGCGCAGAGGGCGCUCCGGGAAUACUUCCAGACCUGCAACGAGCAGUCCCUCACCUGCCCGGACUUGCGGAUGAUGGUCAACAUCCACGAGUGGAUGAUGGAGUCGCUGAUAGAACGGGAUCGGCACGACUAUGUCGUGAACCUGGGCCCUCCCCCGGUACCGGAGCUGCAGCGCGAAUCCGGCUCUAUCGAGCAUGGGACCCGGUUUGGUGUGCCCAUGUCCCUGCUACAAGCCCACCUCGCCCGGCGGUACGGCACCAACUGGGUUGAAGGGUUUCUCCAGGGUCGGGUGGUUAACUACCCCCCCGGGACCCCCAACCUUCCGGUCCCAAAGCGCCAGUACGCUAUCCCACUGACCGGGCCGUUAGCGGAACCCCCGGUCAGACGCGACGAGACGCGCGAACCGGCUGGAGCCCGUGCCGCUCCCGAGAAACGGCCCUACUGUCCAUCGGGGCUGCGAGUCCUGAUUCGCAAGGAGUGGGCGAAGCACGAGCCAGACGGCACGGCAAUCCCCCGGGCACAAAAGUUUCCAGCCAGCAGCCGAAGGACCCCAACCCCGUCGUCUGGGAGCGAGUCGGGGGGAUCGGCCGGAGCUGGGGACGAUGCAGGGGGAGAGGUGGGGGCAGAAGGCGUCGAAGAGGCGUGCGAGCGCGGCCUCAAACGUCAGUCAGCGGCCGUGGAAGGAGAGCCCACGGACCGGAGCAGCAAAGUCCCCAAGGGGGGCGAGGCAGCUGCUGAGGCGGCCGGAGGAGUAGCCGCAGCAGGCGCCGGCGUGCACCGGGAAAAAGAGCGGGCCAAGCAGAGCAUCGCUGAAGGGGUUAGAACCCCCACCGGGGUUGGAACAGCCACCGAACCUGAAGUGGCUGGAGCGCCGGCGGAGACCGUCGCUGCCCCGGUGCCCACGGCGGCAGCGAGGGAGGCGGCAACGGCCGCCGCAGCUUCAUCGACAGCGGAGGCAGAGGCGGCAGAGAUAAGGGCAGAUUCUGCAUCUGCAGCAGCACAUCAGGCACGGGAGGUGGAGCUGGUGCGGACCGGAAGCCAGGAGAACCCAGUCCCCAAGGUGCUGCAACCGACAGUUCACCCACCUUUCGUCCCUUCCGUCCGAGGAAACAUGGACAACUACUUAGCCCUCAACCCGAUGCAGCGCCUCUCUCAACAGGGAUACAACCUGUGUGGGGCAUUCCUCAACGGCCGGGCAACCCAGAUCCGGAACCUUUACGCCGAGCAGUUCGACGCCACAGGGAGGAAGGCGCGAUUGGAGGUCCGGGAGUUUGGAAAGAGCACUGCCCUGCCUACCCGGGCGGUGGGCCCGACGCCGAAGACCGGACAGAAGCGCCGGGCGGCCAAGUCACAAGAGGGCAGGGAGCGGCCUAAGAAGGUCGCUGAAAUCAGAGCCGAGAAAGGGGGGGGGAAAGCCCCAAAAACCCGGGGCGCCGCAGCCACCGGACCGGUGGCCGCAUCUGGAGGGGGGGAAAGGUUGGGGUUGGAGAGAACCCCAACCCCCGCGUCCGGAGAGAAGGAAGGGGCGGACAAAAUCCCAAAGGCCGGGAGUCCUCGCUUUGAGCGCUUGCGGAAAGAGUGGCUCGAGGACCGCGAGGAAGAUGUGCGCUGCCUCCCGGACAAGGGCGAGGACCCGGACAGCAAAGCCGCCCUGGACGCGGCCGGCUACCCGCCCUGCUCCCUCAGCCUGAAGAAUCUGCUGAUGCGGGUCUGCGGGGGAGCAGUCAGGAGGAUCCCAAGGGAGCGGGAGAUGACGAGGACCCGGAGGGGCCUCCGGAGUCUGGUGGCCUGGGAGGUGUUCAGGGACCGCGGGUGGCGGUACCUGGAGGGACCCCCGACUGAGCGGCCCGUGUGGUUGUCAGCCUUCGCCGAGGUGCGGGAAAGCCCGUCCCUGCGUAAGAUGCUGGACGAGAUUGGCGCGCCACCGCUGCCCAGAGCCCGGACGGCAGGGGAGCAGGUCUCCCUGCAGUUUGAGGCCGGGGUCAGGCAGGCGGCAACCGCGUACGGGGCCGUCCGAGAACAUCCUGACGACAACGAGGAGCAGUGGCCCCCGGAGUUGGCGAUCACGGAACACGUUCCAGAAGAGGAGGCCAGGCCCGGAGUUGAAGGCGAGGGACCGGGACCUGAGCAGGAGGAGUUGCCCGAGACUGAGGCCACAGAGGAGCGGCCGGAGGGUGAAGAGGCGGACACGGGGGUGGAGUUUGUACCAGAGCCGGAGGCCGGAGGGGAGCAGCCCGACCAGGAGCCGGGACCGGAGACCGGGAAGGAGCAGCCAGAGGAGGUCGUCCAGCAGCAAGGAUGCGGCGGGUUCUUACGCCUCCCUCCCACUGGGCCAGCGGCCAGCUUCAAAACCUUCGACAGCUUCGACACCGGGGUCUUCAUCCCACCUGUGGUGGAAGCGCACCUGGCGCUGGCGGAGGCUGAACCCACGGCGGUGACGGCCGGAGCGGAGUUCCUGUCAGCGGCCCCGCCGCCCCCACCACCUCCGCCAAUUCCCCCGACGGGCCUACCUGCUACGGGCCCCGCCGUAACCUGGAAGUCCGUGGAGGAGACCCUGACAGCCACCCUGGACAUGCUGUACCCCAAUGGGCAAGAGGAAAGUCCCACGCGGAAGGAAGUGGCUGAUGCGGCACUCUUCCCGCCCAUAAGGCGCAGUGAUGCGGAGGACCUGCUGAGGGCCAUCAUGACCGAUCUCCGGGCGACGUAUGGCACGUCACCGGCGGUUGCCUCUGCACUGGCGGCGGACCCAGGGCGAGUUCAGCAGCAAGCGGCCCACCGGAUGUUCAAGUUCCGGAAGGACCUCGGGGAGCGGUUGCGCCAGACGCAGGAGGAGGCGGCCAAGCGAGAGGCCGCGAAGGCGGCCGAAGCCAAAGCCGCCGGAAGGAAGAAGGUGGUGCUGGUGCCUCCGCGCGCGCAACCCCACCGCGAGCUGGGGUGGACGGCGGUGGUUCAGGUUCGAGGCCUCACCGUCAGCUGGAACAGGGCCAUCAGCCAGGUUGCCCGGAGAGCCAUCCGGGCAGUGGACCUGCACCUCCUCCCACCGGCCCUGCAGAGUGCCAACAUCGAAGGCGUCAUGGCCGGGUACAUGUACGCGGAGAUGGUCAUCCGGCCACCAGGUGUGUCUACACCGCCCCUGCCGGAGCUACGAGAGUACCAGGAGGAGAGCGAGGAUGACGGGCAGGGCCAGCAGAGCCCCGGGCCCAAGGAUGAGCACCCGCAACGCGAGCAACCCCGACGGGAUGAUACCGAAGGGGGCAGGGGCGGAGGGGGUCCACCACCAGCAGCAGCCACGGGCAGACCUGCUGGGGGGGCAGUAACCCAAUCCCAGGCGCCCCGGGGCGGGGGCCAGGGGGGCAAGGACACAAGGGGGAGGGGCGGCUCCGGCUCAGGGAGCCGGAGAGAGUGCAGCGUGGGGGCUAGCCACUCCCCGGGCGCUGGAGCGGCCUACACGCCACCCGGGAAUGACUCAGCCGGGGUUAGCCACUCCCCCGGGGUUAGCAGAGCUACCCCAAUCCCCGCCAUUUCUGCGUUCAUGGCCCUUGGGCAGGACGAGUUUAACAUUUCUCUGGGCCUGCUUGAGCCGGAGACGAGAGCGUUCCUUGUGCGGCAGCUUCAGAACCUGUCGGCACACAAAGGGGACCGGAAGCGGGAGAGAGUGCGCGCGCCCACCGUACGGGUUAGCGCAAAGGCACUGUGGGUCAACGGCAAGCCCCUAGAGGGUAGCGCGAUCCUAGACAUCGGGGCCAUGCCACUUCUGAUUGGUCGGCCUGGGCUCGUUCAACUGGGGCUGCGGGAAGAAGACGUAAGUCCUGACGCAGUGAGACUGGGGCUGGCGGAUGGGAAGUCAACCAAGAUGUUUGGGGUGACCCGGAAGCCGAUCAAUUUCACCUUUAACCCCGGGAAGAGGACAGAGACAGUUGUCUCUGUUCGCGCAGUGGUGACCCAGGCGCCCUACGACUUCCUCGUGGGGAACAUCAUCAUGUGGGUCAUCGGGGGCGUCAUCGACAGUUGGAGGGAGCAGUUCCGGUACCAGGUCAACUGGCGACACGGUGGGCCGGGAGUGAGCGGACCGGAGGGGUUCAUACCCCUGAUGUAUGAGAGGGAGAGGGGCACGGCGCCCCUCCCUUACGCGCUUUACUCAACCCUCCACGGCAUGGGGGGAAAGGUAGAGAGUGCGGUGGCCGUUGAGUCGGAUUAUGACGAUAUGCCCCCGCUUGCGGAGGCUUCUAACGACGAAAGCCACACCACAAUCCUUGUUCCACCUCUUUCCUCCUUGACACCGGAGGAGCGAGUUCAGCGCUGGGAAGAAGAACAGGCGAUGCACGGCGACUUGGAGAGACCAGGGCCAACCCUCUUGGAGCGGCCUAACCUCGACAGGAGACCCCCGGAACACCGGCAGAGUAUGCGCGCCGGGGUUAACCUGAGGGGCAUCAGCCGAAGCUACCCAAUCCCGGACGGAGAGCCGGAGUGGAACUACGAAGCACACCCUGACGGAGGGUGGUACGUGGACGAAGUACCCUUGUGGCGCGAGGGCAACCGGGAGCGGCUAUACUGGCUCAUCGACUUCAUCAGCACGGAGGGACCCAGCAAGUACCCUGCCGUGAGGGAGUGGGAGGAGCGACGCCUGCAGUACCGGCGCGACUGGCUGCAGCGCAUGAUUCUGGAGUGUCGCAACGAACCCAUGUUGGCGGGUUACAACACUCUUCCUCGGAGACAGGACGAGUUAGCGCAGAUAGACUCCCUGUUCAUGAUGCACGCGGCCUACGCAAGGGACCUCAUGAAGGAAGAUGCCCUACCGAGGCUGGACACCGAGGCGGUGGAGUUCCAGACGGCCGCCACCAACAACCGGCGCCUGGCCUACCCCUGGGAACCGGCGCUGGGACCCCCGGUGGAUGCCCCCGCGUUCAACUUCAACACCCGCACGGCCCCGAUGCUGGAAAUGGAGCUGGGAGCGCUGGUGGGGCGGGCGCACUCACUGUUUGCGCUGCUGGCGCAAGGGGAGGUGCGGCGCUUCCGCCAAGAGAGAACCCGGGAGCUGAUCGCCAAGCACCGGAGGGGGCUGAUACGGCGCAGAACCCGGGAGCUGAUCGCCAAGCACCGGAGGGGGCUGAUACGGCGCGUGAACGAGAUCUUCCAAUCCCACAGCCACGAGCGGAGGCUGGAGCGGAGGGCGCUUGAGCGCGCCUGGGCCACGCAGGUCGAGCAGCUUACGAGGCUGCUGGACCGGACGCCCGGAGUCUUGGACCCACCGGGACCCGGCGAGGCGGCCCCCCGGCAGGAGGGACCACCCUGGGCUGGAAGCAUGGAGGGCUACCCUGCCAGGGACCAGCGCCAGACUAUCUGCGACCACCUGGGGAGGCCGGACCUCCCACCAGGAUGGGCGUGGCGCGGGGACAGCAACGCCUUCUACUAUCGGGAGCUGCACGACUUCCUCGAGAUCCAGCGUAGGCCCGGGAAGGAGGCGCAAGCUGAGAGCCAGAACCGAGCUCACGUCGGCGACCUCCGGGGCGAAGACUACCCCCAAAUGGCGGAUUUGCUGCAGAUGCAACAUCAACGGCGGCAAGAGCCGCCCCCAGCACCGGCGGACGAGGACGAGACGCGGCCGUCCCCAGUGCAUACUGUGCCGGUGGGGGCCUGA
This is a messenger RNA of Klebsormidium nitens, 7395 nucleotides long. NCBI's taxonomy places the organism in Eukaryota, Viridiplantae, Streptophyta, Klebsormidiophyceae, Klebsormidiales, Klebsormidiaceae. The record is from the annotation of a GenBank genome assembly.